Molecule: messenger RNA, 717 nt
Organism: Microcebus murinus (gray mouse lemur)
Lineage: Eukaryota; Metazoa; Chordata; Mammalia; Primates; Cheirogaleidae
Source: RefSeq, a predicted model, not a curated record
AUGCAAAAUCACUUAAACCAACCAGCACUUCCUGUUUCCUGUGCAGUCCUGAGCCGGAGGUCUGCCCAGAUGAAGGUCUCUGUGGCCUUUGAAGUCUUGAUUUUCCCUGCUGCCUUGAUUUGGGCUUGUGCUGAGAACAUCAAUGUGAAAAUAAGUUGUUCUAUGGACUGGAUGAUGGUCUCAAUUAGCCCAUAUAUGCCCAGCAGCAAUCUGUAUAUAUUUGCUGAUGAAUUAUGUCUGGGAACGGGCUGCCCUGUGACUCGGAUACAAACAUAUAUAUAUGAUUUUAUAUAUCCUGUUUAUGAGUGUGGCAUCAGGACGAAGAUUAUUUCUGAGGAUACACUCCUUUUUCAAACUGAGAUACACUUUACCCCAAGGAAUAUGCAUUGUGACCAUCAGAAAAUCCCUCUGGAGUGUUCUGCCUCCAGAAAAUCAGUGUGGCUUACACCAGUAUCCACUGAUAAUGAAAUAAAAUUGGAUCCCAGUCCCUUCAUGGCUGACUUUCAGACAACACCAGAAGAGUUAGGAUUAUUAAAUUCUGAUCAAACUUGUCCCCUAGAGGAGAAACAGAAUUUAAACUCUAAAGAACAGCAUGUUGACGAGUUAAAGAUCAAAGUGGGCCCACUGAAUUCUCUCUGGCGUGUGCUCAAUUGGAACCUGGCAGCCUUACACAUGCUCCGUGUCCACGCAGAAGCUCAAGGGAGCCACCCCAGCUAG